Molecule: messenger RNA, 16423 nt
Organism: Lymnaea stagnalis (great pond snail)
Lineage: Eukaryota; Metazoa; Mollusca; Gastropoda; Lymnaeidae
Source: the annotation of a GenBank genome assembly
CGCCAUCAUUUUAGACUUUGUGCUCUCUUGCCACCAAUAACGUUGUUGAUUACCAGCAGCUGUUUUUAAUUAGUUUCACAAAACAUGUUCAAUAGUUCAGCAGUUAUUGAUUGGGGCAGUAAGACCGAACAUGUCGUGUGACAGGGACUAAGUGAAGGUAAGUAAACAGUAAGAAAGUUCUUGUUGCAGCACACAAAUACUGGACCACCUUUAUUAAAAUAAACAGCGUUACUUUUUUUUUUUUACAAUCCAUGCACUAUUUAACAUACAUAAUGAUAAAUAAUGUUGUUUAGUAUAAACUGGAUUUAUUGAUUCAUCAAUUUUUGACGUCCUCAACUUCUUAUUAAAAGUCUAAAUGAAAAAUGGACAAAGAUUCCUUUAGAUAUAAGACCACAAUCACUGUUUCUUUACCAUCAUUUGUGAAAACAUCUUGCGAACCAUGGAAAGGUUCAGAGCAUUCAGGGCCUUGGGUCUGUUGAGAGUUAUUACCCCUGUGUUGUUAAUUACUUGAAAAAGUAUUUCCUCCCCAGCUUUUGAUGACAUCUGAGACAUUUUCUGGGCAGAAUGGAAAUAAUAGCAAUUUAAAUUAGAUGGGAUAAAUCAUCCUUUUUUUUGACAAAAAAAUUCCAACAAAAACAAUUAUAAAAAAAAAAUUAUAUUUUAAACUACAGUGUUUCAAUAGCAAAAAUAAUUGGCAUUUGAACAUGAUAAAGGAAAUGACUGAAAAGCGUGUUAUCUGCUAAGUGUGAUUAUUAUAAUAGCAUUGCAAUACUGAUUGAAUUUACCUAUUACUACAUCAUAUUCUUGCUAGAAUACUUUUAAGACACAUUUCAGCUUUUAAACUUAAUUUUAUUCUAGAUCAUUUUUUUGUAUUAACUUAAUAAUGGUAAUUAGGUUAUUUGUUACAAUUUCAAUGUUUAAACAAGAGACCUAAUUAUUGCUUUGCUACAUUAAAAAAUGAUGAUGAAAAUAAGCUUUUUUCUCACUUCAUUUUUGAAUUAUCAAUUUCAUUUUAAAAAUUAAACCAUGAGCCACAAAAAAAUUCAAAUAAACACAAAUUUUAAUCAAGUGAGCUAAGAAAUCCAAUGAAAGGUCAAGACUUACCAGAUGUUGGACAACAACAUGUAACCGUAGAAUAGACCUGAAUUUGAAAAGUAAAACAGUACUUUAUGAAAAAUAACAGGUAAAUCAAAACAAAUCCUAUUAUACAUCAAUAAACAUUUGAUUACUCCUGUCAAUUAUAUGCGUAUUUAAAUCAUGCAGUCUUUACAAAAAAUCAUUUUUCAAACACAAGUUUUUCACAUUUUUUAAAAACCGUGACAUCCAACCAAUACACUGAAAUAAAGUUAAACAAAUUCAUUAUAACCGUAGACUAUGACAGGGGUUCUAAAACUUCAUAAACAGGGGGGCCUCAGACACUGUUUGUGGAUCAGACUACAGUUUAAAAUAAAAUAUGCACAAAUUCCUAUGUUUAGUGCAAAUCGAACAGGAAAAAACAAUACAAUAUUUUUACUGCGUAACAAUAUAAAUCAACAUAUUUGCCAUAAAGCUAUGGGUCUUUCAAAUAAAAGUAUGGGCCAGGCUUUUGGCGUAAAGAUGGUCAAUGUUCAGUUUCAUACAUGUCACCACAGAUGAGGUUAAGGGCCACAACCAGGUCAGAUCUGGUCUGCCGGCCAUAGUUUAAGGACCCCUCAUCUACAAUAUUGAUUAACAAAACAGAUUUAAAUAGAUUUUUACCUAGGAAUCAUAUCAGGUCACCUGGUGCUUCUUACACAGCUCAAAAAGAUCUUCAGUUGACCAACUGUAUUAAGACUAUUUUGGCAUGAAGUGAUAUUAGUGAGGUCUAAAGAUUUGAUUAAUUUGUCUUGAGUCAAUUCAAUGGUGUAGUAUUCUAUGGGAAAGAAAAAGUAAAAUUAACAAGGGCUGAAGAAGCAUGCCAGGAAAUCAAAUAAGAUGACAACGAUUACAGGCAAAUAUUUAGUUGGAGUUGAAAAAAGUUUAGGAAGCCAGUGUCUUUUGAAAACAAAUCCUUAAAAGUUGACCUAACCAGCAGUCAUACUGGUUAAGAGAACCAUGUCAAAGCAUGCAAAUAUAUAAUUUAGAUGCAUACUAAUACUAUAAGAAUAGUCUAUAAAUGGCAGAUUUAGUAAAUACCAGAAAAUAAAUAAAUAUUGUAAAAGUCCCCCUUAAACUUAAACAUGAUUGAUAAAUUAUUGAAAUGAAACUUAAAGCUGUUUGCAUGCAAAGCUUAAUUUACUUAAAUUUUUUCCUUGUUAGGUUUGUGACUGGAAACUGCAGAUUAUUUGGUGCAACACUAUCAAUAUCAUAAUCACAAUAUCUAGGAGCAGUAGGGCUACUCCUGCUUUUACUUUUAUUAUGAUUUUAAUGUUUGCUAAAUGAAACUAAAUGUAAUACACAUCUUAAUGAUUUUGAAAAGUUGUUACAGAACAUUAUUGAUUUUAGUAUUUAUAUUCCUAGGCUUAAUUAAAUGUAAUUUUAAAAAAGUUGACUGUGUAACAAUAGUAGUAGUAAUAUAUAUUGAGUUAGACUAGAUUGGCCUCGUGAGGUGCAGCCUUUUUGGACUGUCAGGGCCCUUUUCACAAGCCCUGCUAUAACUUCGCACAAUUUUUUAAUAAAAUAAACUAAUUAGUUUACAAAUCUAAAAUUUUGUUUAUUCUUGUAGGGCAUUGAAUGAAUUGAUAUGAUCUUUAUGACCCAAACUGAAAUCUCAAUAGUUAUGUAAAUGAGAUAUCCCGAUUUGCAUAUUUAUGUAUGCCAAUUUUUUGUUACACUUAGAAUAAACAUGCAUUUCAGAAUUUUGUUAAAUUUCAUAAUUGUUGAAGCCUAAAUAUAAGUAUUCACAAACAUUUGAAUGAGAUUCAAUGUGAAAAACUGCAUAUAAUAUUCCAAUGGAGGUGCUUAUGCCUCUUGGCUUAUUUCAAAGUCACAUGGUUUUUUAGCAUUUAUAGGGGUCACUAGGUAAAAAAAAAAGACUGAUAUAAAAUGACUGAACACCGUAAACUAUCAGUGGAAGUCACCAUUAAAAUGGCAAGAUGAGCUAAACUUGCCAGAAACAAUCUGAUUAGCUGGUACAAAGAAAAGCCAACCAAUCUACUUCUUCUUCCCGUAAGCACUGGGCUCUUUCAAAUGUUGAAGGUCCCAUCGUGAUGUCCAUACACAGCAGGCCCAUUUGAUGCAGUCUGUGCAAGUCAUGUAUGAAGGUUAAAAAGCCCUGCUUGGGGUGGGGGGAGGUGGAGCUGGAGGGAGGGAGUAUGCUUGGUGAAAUAGUGGAGCUAAAAAGUUAAAACCAUUUACAAGACAUUGGGGGCUUAGGGAUUGGGGGGAGGCUGACUGCAGGGGUCCGCUACCACAGAGCUGUGACUUGAAUGACUACAGGAAGGGGAAUAUGUGUUGGCAAGGGGGAGAUUGCUCCACUCAGAGAUUGUCAGAGGUACGAAUGAAUGGAACAGGGCAGGGUGGAAAUCUUGCUCUUGAUGAAUUUUUGUUCCUCUUUUCUUUCAUCCAAGAGUUUAAAGAAUUCAGCUUUGAUGAUCUCAGUUAUGCUAUUAUUGAUUAUGUACAAGAUCCCUAGUCUGUUGAUUCUCCUUUUUUCUUCUAGGAUGGUCCAUCCAAAGUUGUUAAGCAUGCGUGUGACUGUGUCACUCUGUCUCUAAAGUUGUGGUAGAAAUAUCUCGCAGCAUGUCUCUGCACAAUCUCUAGGACAGUUUAGUUUCACUGUCUAUGUGGAUCCCACACAGUUGAGGCAUAUUCAAGGGUGGGAUGGACCAUGAAUUUGUAGGUUGCCGCUUUCACUUUUGGUGUACAUUCCCUGAAAUUCCUCUGCAAGAAACCAACUAUGCUGUUUCCAUCUGCAGAUAUGUUAUGAAUAUUUUUGCUCCUUGUGAGGUUGUCUUGAAAGUUCUCCCAGGUACUUGCUUUGAGUUGUUUUGAGUUUGCGUCUAUGAAGAUAAUAAAUGGAUGGUAGAAGUUCCUCCUUUUUUCUAGAUCAGAUAUUGAUGACUACACCUUUGCUGGGAUUGAAUUCCAUCUGCAAGUUACGAUACCAAUUCUCUAAAGCUACCAGAUCUUGUUGGAGGAGGACCUGGUCAUCUUGAUUCUUAACUUUUCUAUAAAGUAAAAUAUCAUCUGUAAAAAUUUUUACACUAGUAAUUGCCUCUAAAAGAUCAUUGAUAUAUAAGAAGAAUAGAAGGGAUCCUAAUACUGUGCCUUGUGACAGUCGAGAAGUAACUCUUUCGAGUACUACCCUUUAUGCUCUCUCUGACAGGAAGCUUCAAAUACAAUCUAGUGUUGAAACUCUGACUACGAAAAAGUGAAUCUUGUUGAAUGCUUUGGAUAAUUACAGUAAGACUUUUAUUAAUGGGCCGAUGGAUUGGUCUUUUUUUUAAUUUUUUUUUACAAUUUGACUCAAAUGAGCCCAGCCGUCUCAAGAGGGUUAAGAUAGACAUGUGAUUGUGAUAUAAUUAUACUAAUAGGCUAUAGACUAUAGGCCUAGGGCUGAGACACUGCUUGCAGACCACAAAGUUCUCUUUCUAAUCUAAACUAAAAUUAAAAUAGAAACCGAGACAGGCUAAAACAAACAGUGAACGAUGAAUAAUAUAGUAUGUAGUCUAAAUGAAUUAGAUCAGACAGAAAUAGCAAAUACUAUUUAAAUAGGCCUAACUGUAACAGUAACUCAGUAACUAUAACAAAGGUAAAGACUAAGUCCUAAGUCAAGUCUAAGUAGUCCAACCAAUUACCAUUCAAUAGUUUUAAAAUUAUUCCUGUCUAGUGUCAGUCUAGUGCCAGUUUUGAUUUUGACAAUGCUGUUGUGUACUUGACAAUUUAUAAUCAAUGAAAAACAUUGAUUAUUAAUCAUUGUUAUUAGUUAUAUAACACUAUUAACAUGAAACAAUGUCAACGAAUGAUUGAUUUAAAUUUAAAAAAAUGAUUGAAAAUGCUCUAAAAGUCUAAAACAAAACAAAAAAAGCAGUGCGCAGGGACUACUCACUCAAUUGUACCUAGAAAAAUAAUAAUUAAAAAACGAAUGGACUUUAUUUGUAGUGUCUAUGUUAAUUUUCUAAAAACUCUAUAAGAUUCUUUCAAACAUAUAUUCCAUAGGAUAUUGUUUUUCUUAAACAGUAAUUUUUAAAUCAAUUAAUAAUAAUGUUAUCCUCAUCGAAAGAUUUCCUUGAAAUACCAAAGAUACGAACUCAUUUAGUUAGGAGUUCAUUAACUUAUACGGUAUGCUCUUAGGUAUUAAAAAACCAUUUAAAUCAGACUUAAACUGUAAGUAGGGAAACCUGCUAGGCCUACUGCUAUUUCACACACAUUUAGAAAUGUAAAAAGCUAAAGCAAGUCUUGGUCACUUACAAAAAGUAACAUUAAACGGGUUACAAUUUGAAAAAACAACAACAACACAUCAGACAUUUUUUAAAACUAAUACACAUUAUUAGGCUUUUUCCUUUGUCGUGUCUCUAUCCAUGGGCGCCCGCAGAAAACUUUCUAGGGGGGAGGGGACAAAAAAAUCGAUUAACUUUCCGGGGGGGGGGGGCAAAAUUUUUUUAGUNUUUUUUUUUUUUUUUUUUUUUUUUUUUUUUUUUUUUUUUUUUUAUUUUUUUUCCCCAACCGCGGGGGGGGGGGGGGGGGGGCUGCGGGCGCCCAUGUCUCUAUCUAUUUUAGACUUUUCACUUUAAAAACCUCGGGUUUUAAACGUCCAUGGGAUGUAGCCUGUUAUGACCUAGUUCGAAACACUAGGUCAUUUUUUUUGGCCACACACCACAUUGGCACCCAAAGAUAUGUAAUGCCCUCCCCCCCCCACCCUAUUGAAAGAGCUGGAAAUAAAGAAUAAGAUUGCCCAACAUGCUCCCGUUAGGAAAUGGCAAUUUGAAUUUCUCAGCCUCUUCAGCGUUGUAAGCCGAAACUUAAAAUAAGUGAACCCUUUUAAACUUAAAAUAAGUGAAAAAUUUUAAACUUACAUUAAGUUUUAUAUUUUUAUGUUGCAACAAAUGACAAACAAUAAAAAUGUUUAACUUUUAAAAAAAAGUGUCCUAUCUAACAGGAGCAUUCACCCCACCCACACUAUAUAAAACACAAAUACCUUGACCCCUAGUUCACGGACUAAAUGUCCUCCCUCCUCUCCACAAACACUCUUUAGACUGCCCCCUGUAAGAAUGCCCCACGCUGACAAUGACUGUACUAGGCAAAAGGCCUAACAUUUUCAUCAAGUAGAGCGAAAAACAAAAACAACAACAACAAAUCCCCCUGUUUAUCAAGAAACGCAGUAUCCCUUUCUUCUUCUGUGUACCUAUGUCAUGUAAUAAUAAUAAUAAUAAAGUUUAUUUGAAAAACACGCUUCAUCCCCAAAAGCUCGAAGCUCGGUACAAAGUCAACCACAUUAAAAAGAAAUAAAACAAUGUAAAAUUUACCACAUUUAAAAACAGACACAACAAUAUAAAACUACAUACGAGCAUACCCAGUCAAAGUCUUUCAUCCCGUUUCAACCAUAAGCAACACAAGCCAAUAUACAUUAACUGGAAAAGAUGGUAGAUGGCAUCACCCCAGAAGGUGUUUGCGAAAUAGAUGUUUUUUUAAAUCGGUUUUAAAGGACUCCAGUGUCUGGCUGUUUCUGAGAGCGAGUGAACUUUAUUUGUAGUGUAGAAGAAAUAAUUUUUGAAAACGAGCCAUAAUCUUAAAAAAAAAAAAAAAAAAAAUUUUAAAAAAAGGACAAAAAAUUAAAAAAAAAAAAAAAAAAAAAAAAAAAUUCCAAGAUCAAGUAAAGCAAUUUCUCUUUAUAGGGCUAUCUGAUGAUGUUGAUGGGCUACAGAUUCUCAAACAGAAUGAAGUGUUUUCCCUGUCUACUUCUUGCUUGUUUUGUCGGCCUCACGUUACAACAAGGUUGUUUAAGUAAAUAUUAAUUUAAGAAUUUUUAUCACAAGUGUUAUAGAGAGCUUGUUUACAUAAUAUUUCUCGUGCGUGCCCUCUGAUUGACCCCGCAUGAGACGCUGUGUUCACAAAGGGGUGUGGCUUAGACCUUUGAAGUAUCUUGUUUACAAUCGGCUUCCAAUUACGCAUUGGGUAGAUAAUUGUCUCCGGGUAAUUUCUGGAAUAUACUCCUUAACCCGAGAUAUGUAAACAACACGUCAUAAGCCCUUCUGGAAGCGUCUUACUCUACAUAUAUAUAGGGGAUUGACAGGCACGACGAGGGAUGGAUAUUUUUUUCAGAUAGAUUUUCUUAACAUUACGAGGCGUGUUUUAUUAUUUGUGUGCUCCUACUUAUAUGUGUUUAUUUCGCAUUAUUUAUUGGCAUCAUUAUUUCUAAUUGUAUUAACUGUGUACCGGUACAAGAUCUACCAUACUGUAAGUUGAAGAUUGUACUUAUAUUUUUUCUUUUCUUUUGUAAUUAUCUUAAGACAUAAUAAAUCUUAAUUAAUUGUAACUAGAAACUGUUUUGGGUCGUAUCUUUAAUAUUGUUGAUUCUAUGGUAUCGUCCUUUGUUAGGCACUGUUUAUAACGAGCCAAAUUCAAAUUAAAACAGGACAUUAAUUUCUCCCAAUACAAGUCAGUGCGUAACACAAGAGACAGAUAAAAAAAGAUAUAAUAUAGAUAUAUUAUAUCAUCAAUGUCUAUAAAGGAGACCUAAUGGUUCUGAACAAAUUUGAUUUAAAUUUAAUAUAUAUCCGUAGCAUUUUACCUAACCUAUCUCCAAGUAAAUCCGUAUUGUAAUAAUGCGAUGUUGUUUUUCGUAAGUAAUGAGAUGUUGGUAAUUAUAGAGGAUGUUAUGAAAUGUUUUUUUUCGAUAAUAUGUUCCUGAGAAUGCGUUGAAUAGACGAAACGCUUCUUGGUUUAUGGGAAAUGCCUGGAUCAGGAGAUUCCGGUGGUCAAAGGAAAGUAUUUGGGAUGUAAAAAAAAAUGUUUAAUAUAGAUGGUGAGUGUUGUUUGUGCUCCCUUUGGAAUACACCGAGACACAACCCACACACCAUUAGUCAUAAGAUGGACGCAACACGGUACUACCCUGUGCGGGAACGUACGGCGCUGCUACUGAACGCUUCUUCAGACGUGUCUGCUCUUACAAUAGGGAUGCCAAUUUUUCCACACCGAUUUAGUUGCCUAGUUGACGCCCCGUGAAAGGGGCGCCUCUGCUAUUUAGAUGUGAUUAGCAGCACAUAAUUCCAUGUUAUGCACAAAUUGCACUCGCUAUAAACUAGAGCACAUGAUUUUAAGCUUAGUUUUCACUAUUUUAAUGUGAGCUGCUUUUGAAAAAAAAUAAUCUCAAAUCCAAAUUUAAAUAAUAAGGCUUUGAUAAAUUUAAAAUAAAAAUUAUGCAAAUUAUUACUAAAACUAUUUUUGUGUUAGCCCCUCCCACCCCUUACAACAGUUCUUCUAUUCUCAAAAAGUGGUUAAUAGGCCCCAGUAAAUUAUUUAAGUAGAGUUAUUGUUUAUUUAAAUAUUACUAUUGAUUUAAACACAUUUGGCUAGAAACUUAAGCUAGAAGUAAAGCAAUGGAAAGAGUGAAUCCAUUCUGGAUCAAAAUCGUGUCAAAUAAUAUCUAUACGACGGUUCAAACAAGACGCAGUCUAUUUAUAGAUACGCCAGAGUGUGGUUCAAUAAGGAGUUCACUAGCGUGAAAAAUAUAAUUCCCGAUAACUACGCUAUAUAUAAUAUAUAUAUAUAAUAAUAAUAAUAAUAAAGUUCAUUUCAAAAACACGCUUCAUCCCCAAAGGCUCGAAGCGCGGUACAAAGUAAAAAAAAAACAAAUCUAUAGUUUACCACAUUUAAAACAAAUGCAACACGACAAAAACUAAGUACAAGCAUUAUAACAAGUGUUUUUGAAUCCAAGCCUAGAUAUAUAUAUAUAUUUAGUAACGCAAUUGCGUUUGGUGCGUAACAUUUUCUUUUCGGAAAUGAAAUCGUCUCAAUUUAAGUAUUGUAUACAAAGUAUUCGGUUUAAAAGUGUUUGGGACAUGAGAAUAUUAUUUUAGUUCAUGGGCGUGAAAUAAAAAGUGUGCAGUGACGUCUCAUGGGGGAAGGGGUGUAGCAAAUUUUGGGAUUCUUUUAAAUGUGCGUUACUUGAGUUCAUGUUUUGUCAAGUAACUUUACUAGAUGGGAAGUUCACGCAUUGUUGUCGCCCAUGUUUGGCCGGCUAUAUCUAUAGUUAUUAAUAAUAAAAUAAAGGAUUUUGCGUUCCCUUCUUUUAUCUGCCACGGUCCUGUUUCUUUUUUUAAAAUAAAAAUCCAUUUUUUAUUUCGGCUAGUCAUUUUUUUUCGACUUUCAUAAAUUAUGUCAGUGGAUUUUACAUAUAGUGACAGGGAGUGGUAAUAUAGGGGUCAUAGUAUAGACAGGGAGUGGUAAUAUAGGGGUCAUAGUAUAGACAGGGAGUGGUAAUAUAGGGGUCAUUGUAUUGACAGGGAGUGGUGAUAUAGGGGUCAUAGUAUAGACAGGGAGUGGUAAUAUAGGGUUCAUAGUAUAGACAGGGAGUGGUAAUAUAGGGGUCAUUGUAUUGACAGGGAGUGGUAAUAUAGGGGUCAUAGUAUAGACAGGGAGUGGUAAUAUAGGGGUCAUUGCAUUGACAGGGAGUGGUAAUAUAGGUGUCAUUAUAUUGACAGGGAGUGGUAAUAUAGGGGUCAUAGUAUAGACAGGGAGUGGUAAUAUAGGGGUCAUAGUAUAGACAGGGAGUGGUAAUAUAGGGGUCAUAGUAUAGACAGGGAGUGGUAAUAUAGGGGUCAUAGUAUAGACAGGGAGUGGUAAUAUAGGGGUCAUAGUAUAGACAGGGAGUGGUUAUAUAGGUGUCAUAGUAUAGACAACAAUGGUUCGGUCAGUGUUAUAUUUUACACUCUAAAUACGCACAUAUUUAAAUGCAGUUUUAUGGAUUAAUAUCUACACCAGGUUACCAGGGGUUGUAAAAAGCUUAGAGCUCAUGGGUUAAUAGCCGGCAACAACAAAGGAGAUCUUUAAACAUUUUUUUUUAAUAUUGUGCUCUGUUUGUUGUCGUAUUUUCAUUUGUCCUGUUCGGUGAAGAAAGCUCUAAGAAGAAACGUUCUCAUCUUUUUCUCCUGUCUUUUGAUUCAAGCUUCAAUAUAUCUUCUUAUACUAUUUCAUUCACGCAGCUUGAAUGCAUUCAUUCAUUUAUUAUCUUUUAAUAUCUAUGCCAGGCUAACACGUGUUGGAAAAAACUAGUAACUCACUGAUUAAUCCUUUUAUCGGGCUACCAAAGGUUGUAAAAAGCGAAGAAAUUGCGAUCUUGUUUAAUUGUAUGGCAUCGCAACUUGACCUAGUGCUUUAGGGAAAAUGUGAACAAGAAAGAGCACAAAUUCAUUUAUUUUAGUGAGUCCAUCCACCCCUGUGGGACCACAGCCCAAGUAGGGUUUUGACCUGCCUCACUACUUCCUUCCACUCAGACCUGAUACUUUUCUUUUCCAUGCUUGGAUUCCCAGCUGCUGUAGUUCUUUUCCCACAUCAUUCUUCCAUCUAAGCCUAGUUCUGCCUUUGAGCCGUUUACAUCUGGGGGUUUUGUGAUGUAUCUCUUGACUCCUCUGUCAUUUGGAAUUCUUUCCAAGUGUCCUGCCCAGCGUAGCCUACUCUUUUUUAUUUCUGCUACUAGCACGGGAUUCUGAUACAGACUGUACAAUUUCUGGUUGGUUCGUAUUCCCCAUCCAUAUUCGUACUUUGUCGGUCCAUAAUUUCCGGAGAACUUUUCUAUCACAUCUGUUUAGUAUGUUUUCUACCGUUUUGUUAGGGUAUGUUAAAACUGGUCUGAUAACAGCGUUAUAUAUAGUUUUCUUUGUUUUUCUUGUAAUGUUUUUACUUUUGAGUAUUGUCUUACUACUGAGAUAUGCCAUGUGUCCGGCCUAUAUUCUUUCGGGUUUUUUUCUGUUAGUAAUUCAUAUUUUAGCGAUUGUAUAACUGAAAUUAGAUAAACUUGGAUUGAGUGGGUGGGGGCCAGGAGGGGGGACGCUUAGGGAGAAAUUGAGUUUGGCGUCCCGUAGAGAUUUUAAUACAUUUUGUAUGCGAUGCAAUAAAAUAUUUCAUAUUUCAUGACUUAUCCACUUUGAUAAAUAAGUAAAUAUCCAUUAUGUAAUCUAAUCAAGCUUAUGUGUUGAAAACAUUUUAAUUUGCUUGUUUUCAAUUCCAGAAACCAAAGAAUGGACGACAGUCUGUCAUCCAAACAUUAUGGCAGAUAUCAUAUUUCUAUUGGACGGGUCCGUGAACAUUGGUAGGCACAACUUUGAGACCAUGCUACAGUUCGCCGCUGAUAUCACCGACGAGUUCAACAUCGGAAAGGACGUCAGAUUUGCUACCGUCAUCUUCCACAGAAAGGGGAUAAAGCAGUUUGAUUUGGACACAUUUUCCGACCACCAAUCUCUCACUGUCGUAAGAUACAUAAAUGCCUUUAUUUAUUUAUAAACAAAUAAAUUGUCCACAAUCAAUCAUAAAUAUAAAGCCCAACAGCAGAUUAAAAUAAAAAUCACCUGACAAUAGUGUCAACCCUGUACAGCAUUUUGAAUAAUUUAUUUCAUUGUCUUAUACUAAAAUAAAGUUAAAGUUUUAUUUUUUACUUGCUGGAUGUUUUGUUCCUGAUGAAAUGGAUUUAGAGAAGAGCAGGGGCGUCAUUUGGGUAGGGCAGGGUGGGGCAUUUGCUCCUCCUGAAUUUCCAGGUUUUAUUUAAAUGCUAUGUACUGUGGCGCCUUCAGUAAUAAACAACGUAGCAAGCCGACCAAGUUUCCCCCGCCCCCCUUUGAAAAAACAUGAAAUGACACCCCUGGAAGAGAAUAAAAAGAAAUGAUUUUUCUUUCUGUAACACAAAAAAAGGCGUUGCUUGGUUUGUCUUAUCCCGGGGCGCGUGGUGGCAACACUCACCGAGGUCUGGGCGCCAUUCGAUCAGAGAAAAUGUUCGACCCUGAACAUGGUGGGAGGGAAGGGGCUCAACGCCUCAUCAUCGUCAUGACUGACGGGCACCCCAGGAGCUUUCAACAAAGUAGGUCAAUGAGUUUAUUUAAAAUAUACAUUACAGAAUGUAGGUUAACAUAUCAAUGAUUAUCUAAAAACAUAGACAAUGUAAGCCCUGAUACUGUAAUACUUUUAAUUAUCUACAGAAUUAGCGUAUCAGCUUACUGAUCCAGUGACAUAGUCAAGUAUUAAGAUAAGAUAAUAAAAAGAUAAGUUGUAAUUCUUUUAUGGAUCCUAAUAAUCUGAAAUGUGAUAUUAUUGAGUUAUUAAAAUAUUAAUUUUCAGCACAUUGAAUUGCAUAUUUAAAAGAGGGGGGACAUUUCAAGCUUAAAGAUAAGAUACGAUAAGAUUCUUUUAAUGAUUCAAUAAAACAUGAAUUGAAUCAUUAUUGUACUUCAUUUAGUGUCCUCGUUGAUUUUCUGCUAAGUUAGAGUGUUUAGUUGUAGUGUUUAGUUGUAGUGUUUAGUUAGAGUGUUUAGUUAGAGUGUUUAGUUAGAGUGUUUAGUUAGAGUGUUGAGUUAGUGUGUUUAGUUAGAGUGUUUAGUUAGUGUGUUUAGUUAGAGUGUUUAGUUAGUGUGCUUAGUUUGUGUGCUUAGUUAGAGUGUUUAGUUAGUGUGUUUAGUUAGAGUGUUUAGUUAGUGUGCUUAGUUAGUGUGUUUAGUUAGAGUGUUUAGUUAGUGUGUUUAGUUAGAGUGUUUAUUUAGAGUGUUUAGUUAGAGUGUUUAGUUAGAGUGUUUAGUUAGUGUGCUUAGUUAGUGUGCUUAGUUAGUGUGCUUAGUUAGAGUGUUUAUUUAGAGUGUUUAGUUAGAAUGUUUAGUUAGUGUGCUUAGUUAGUGUGCUUAGUUAGAGUGUUUAUUUAGAGUGUUCAGUUAGUGUGUUUAGUUAGAGUGUUUAGUUAGAGAGUUUAGUUAGUGUGGUUAGUUAGUGUGUUUAGUUAGAGUGUUUAGUUAAAGUGUUUAGUUAGAGUGUUAAGUUAGUGUGUUUAGUUAGAGUGUUUAGUUAGUGUGCUUAGUUAGAGUGUUUAGUUAGAGGAUUUAGUUAGAGGGUUUAGUUAGAGUGUUUAGUUAGUGUGCUUAGUUAGAGUGUUUAGUUAGAGGGUUUAGUUAGAGUUUUUUGUUAGUGUACUUAGUUAAAGUGUUUAGUUGGAGUGUUUAGUUAGAGUGUUAAGUUAGUGUUCUUAGUUAGUGAGCUUAGUUAGAGUGCAGCAUUGCUCCCAAAUCCUUUAUACCAGCCACUAUAUUUAUUUUAUCAUUUUCAAAACUGAAAUCAUUUUCAAGAUUGUUAGCAAGAAAAGAUUUAAACAACCUCAAUGUAUAAAAUGUUACUGUAAAAGGAUGUCAUGUUUCCAUACACAUAACUUCAUUGGGGACACAUUCAUUUUUCUCACAGCGUUAAAAGUAGCUCGGAAGCUUAAAGAUGAUGAUGUAACGAUCUUGACAGUAGCUGUUGGCAUGAAGCCAAACCUGGAGGAACUGGAGUCCAUAGCCAGCUGUCCGGAUUACGUCUUCUCUUUAUGUCAUUUCGGCCUGGUCGCAUGCAUCAAGACCGAGUUUUAUCAAAUGAAAUGUGACGGUCAGUCUUGUCUGUUUAAACCUGAUAAGAUAAGCACCCGUCUUCAUUCUUCCAUUUAAAUAUUUCAUAAGACAAACACAUGUUAUUAUUAUUAUAUUUACAAAUUGUAUUACUUUGUUUAUAGUAUUUUUAAAACGUUAAUGAUAUACAUAUAUCUAUUAUAAUUGUAACCAUGAUCCGUUUAUAUAAUGGAGACUUUUUUUCCAAAGAGUCUAAAUGUUUAGAUGCAGCAUUUAUUGAGUAAAUAUGCUUUUAUAAAAGAAACCGCAUGACCUUGUAUUAUUUUUGGAAAAGAAAAAUUGAAGUAAAAUUUUGACCACUUAUUUAUUUUUUUCAAAAAUGCUUAGAACAAGAUUCCUUGCCGGCAAAUUGUAUCGUUACCGCAUCCUCAUUGAUGACGACAAGCAUGGAAAGUUCUGCGACAAUUCUGAUCAGAGAGUAUUCGACAUUUUAUCUAGAGAGUAAGCCUACAAUUUUUCCAUCAACCGAGGCGCCAAGCACUUCCACUGCUGAACUGGACAUCGAUAGUGCGACAACUGCUCCUGAAAUACAGCAGUCUUCAACAAUGUCAAAUGAGGAUCCUGUAUCGGCUUCUUUCAAUUUACAGCCAUCUGUCUACACAGGGUCAAAUGUCCAGACAUCUCAUUCUAAACUGCAACCAGCUGUCACUAGAACUUCAACUGCAAAGACGUUUACAAUAUCCAAUGUCAAGGCCUUUACAACCAAAAUACAGCCAUCUCUCGCCAUAACUUCAGAUGUCGAGACAUCUACUCUCAUUAAAAUCCAUCCAUCUCUUACACAAACAACAAACAUGAAAACUUUCACGACCAAAAUUAAAUCAACUCUUACGAAAAAGCCAAAUGUUAAAACUUCUGUUACUGAAACACAAACUGUAUAUCUGACAAUCGCUCCAAGUGUCAAAUCAUCUCUUACUCUUUCCGGUGGUCUGACAUCUGCUUCAGAUAUCACAGAGCAGCUUAGCACUUCAGCUGAACUAUCGGCUGCAGAGAAAACACAACCACCUCUUACAACUUCAGUACUUGAGACAUCUUCCAGUGAACUACAACGAAUUCUUACAACUUCAGUACUUGAUACAUAUUCCAGUGAACUACAACGAAUUCUAACAACUUCAGUACUUGAGGCAUCUUCCAGUGAACUACAACGAAUUCUUACAACUUCAGUAGUAGAGACUAAUUCCACUAUAAUACAACAGCCACUUAUAACUUCAAUUAUUAAGAAAACUUCAACUGAAAUAACAUCAUUUCUUACAACUUCUGUACCAGGGACAUCCUUUAUUGAAACAGAACCACCUCUAACAACUUCAAAUGAUGAAAUGUAUUCCAUUGAAAUACAAUCGCCAAUGACAACUUCAAUAAUUGAUGUAUCAUCAAUUGAAAUAAAAUCCUCUAUUAAAAUUUCAAUACUUGAGACAUCUUCCUCAAAAGUACAACAGCCUUUUAUAAUAUCAGUAAUUCAGUUUUCGUCGAAUGAAAUAGAAUCAUCUCUUACUACUUCAGAAGCUACGACAAUUUCCACUGAAAUAGAACAAUUUCUUACAACUUUAGAAGCUAAGACAAUUUCCUCUCAAAUGCAACCAUCUCUAACACCGCCAGAAGUUAAGACAGCUUCCACUGAGAUACGACCAUCUCUUACAACUUCAGAGAUUAAGACACCAUCCACUGAAAUACAACCAUCUUUAACAACUUCAGAAGUUAAUAUACCUUCCACUCAAAUACAACAAUCUCUAACAACUUUAGAAGUUAAGACACCUUCCACUAAAAUACAACCAUUUCUUACAACUUCGGAAGUUAAGACAUCAUCCACUCAAAGAGAAACAUCUCUAACAACUUCAGAAGAUAAGACACCUUCUACUCAAAUAGAACCACCUCUUACAAUUUCAAGGGUUGAAACAACUUCUACUCAAAUGGAACUAGUUCUUAAAAUUUCAGAGGUUGAGACACCUUCUUCUCAAAUAGAACGAUUUCUUACAAUUUCAGAGGUUGAGACACCUUCUACUCAAAUAGAGCCAUUUCUGGCAAUUUCAGAGGUUGAGACCCCUUCUACUCAAAAAGAGCCAUUUCUUACAAUUUCAGAGGUUGCGACACCUUCUACUCAAAGAGAGCCUCUUGUUACAAUUGCAGAGGUUGAGACACCUUCUACUCAAAUAGAGCCAUUUCUUACAAUUUCAGAGAUUGAGACACCUUCUACUCAAAUAGAACCAUUUCUUACAAUUUCAGAGGUUGAGACACCUUCUACUCAAAUAGAGCCAUUUCUUACAAUUUCAGAGAUUGAGACACCUUCUACUCAAAUAGAACCAUUUCUUACAAUUUCAGAGGUUGAGACACCUUCUACUCAAAUAGAGCCAUUUCUGGCAAUUUCAGAGGUUGAGACCCCUUCUACUCAAAUAGAGCAAUUUCUUACAAUUUCAGAGGUUGAGACUACUUCUACUCAAAGAGAGUCACUUGUUACAAUUGCAGAGGUUGAGACACCUUCUACUCAAAUAGAACCAUUUCUUACAAUUUCAGAGGUUGAGACAAGUUCUACUCAAAUAGAGCCAUUUCUUACAAUUUCAGAGGUUGAGACACCUUCUACUCAAAUAGAGCCAUUUCUGACAAUUUCAGAGGUUGAGACCUCUUCUACUCAAAUAGAGCCAUUUUUUACAAUUUCAGAGUUUGAGACACCUUCUACUCAAAUAGAACAACCUCUUACAAUUUCAGAGGUUGAGACACCUAUUACUCAAAUAGAACAACUUCUUACAAUUUCAGAGGUUGAUUCAUCUACUACUCAAAAAACACCUCUUAAAAUUUCAGAGGAAGAGACACCUUCUAUUCAAAUAGAAACACCUCUUAUAGUUUCAGAGGUUGAGACACCUUCUACUCAAAUAGAGCAAUUUCUUACAAUUUCAGAG